AUGGCUAGAAAGAAGGCCCAGAUGGCCAAUGGAAACUACAGCGUUAGCAGUGAGUCCAUCAGCAAUCUUACACGACCACAGCUGUACGGCAUCUACGAUGCAGACAUCACUCACAGCGAAGAUGCUGAAGUCUACGAAGAAGCCAAAAAAUCGGUAGGAAAAUUCCCAGAAGACAUGAUCAAGCGCUCCGGAGCCCACGGCCAAAGGUCCAUGCUCCAGAGAGCAACUCACAUACUGUUUUCGUUGACAUUUCUUGGCGUUGCAGGCAUUUCAUACAACGAGCUCAGCAAGCAGCUUCACGACAACCACGAGCUGCACGAAGAGUUUGCAUCGAGGCCUUUGGCUUUAGGCGUAGAGAUUUGCCGGACUCUGAGCUUUGGAGUGGUUCCAACUUGGAUGGCUUACGCACUCGAGGGUGUGCUGUUUGGAGCACUGUUGCCACUCAUGGACACGCUGUGGGGCAGCCCCGUUAGGACCACCACUUUCACUUCAUUUUUGCGCUCCACCAAUGCGAUGCUUGGCGUCGCGUUCGGCAUUCGGAAAAUCGAAUGGAGCUCUUCUCUCCAGGCCAGCGGCGCUUGGUUUCUCCUAAACAUCGUGCUUUGGAUGUUUUUUGAUGGCACGCCAUCCAUGCUGCUAGGCUGCCUCGGGAUUGGUACGAUCGCCUCUGUCACCAGCUACCGUGACGUGACGGAGUUCUCCCAAAUGCUGUACUUUAUGGACUUUUAUUUCCUCGGACUGUUGCUGUUUGGUAAGCUGGGCAGAUACUUGUACGGCCAUCGCGCUUGA
Lachancea thermotolerans CBS 6340 is the source of this 789-nucleotide messenger RNA. RefSeq names its product KLTH0B06116p. The record is from RefSeq and is a predicted model, not a curated record. Lineage: Eukaryota; Fungi; Ascomycota; Saccharomycetes; Saccharomycetales; Saccharomycetaceae. The coding region runs from base 1 to 789 and encodes 262 amino acids. Gene Ontology annotation, biological process: sterol biosynthetic process. Gene Ontology annotation, cellular component: endoplasmic reticulum. The transcript has a single exon.